AUGCGUGAAAAUAAUGAAGAUAAAGAACCUCCGACUCAAGCUGAAAUGUUCAUUGCUACUCGACAAAGUAGGAAAGGAAAGGAGUUGGAUCAAGAAACCAACCAUGCAAUUAUAAAACUUCAAGACUUGAUUAAAAAUCAUGGAAAACCUUCUUCAGAAGCUUUUGAAAGCGUAUUGGGCAAACAAAAACCUGGGAGAUUGCGUUGCCACGGAAGAACCACAACACCGACUCUCUUGAAAAGAAACGAAGAAAUUUCAAAAAUUAAAAGAGAGCAUGCUGCUGAGAUUAGACAAUUUAAUGACAGGUUACAAGAGAUGGAAGAAAAACAUCGUCAAGAUAAAGAAGAAACUGAUAGGAAAAUUCAGGUUCUUCUUAAGACUGUUUUGAAUCAAAAUACCUCCGAGUUGAAUAUAGAGGCUUUGGCAGCUUUGGAUAUCAACUCCUGCAACUGA
This is a messenger RNA of Lathyrus sativus (Indian pea), 453 nucleotides long. NCBI's taxonomy places the organism in Eukaryota, Viridiplantae, Streptophyta, Magnoliopsida, Fabales, Fabaceae. The record is from the annotation of a GenBank genome assembly.